AUGUCCAUCCACACCAAGCUGCUGAACAAGGAGCAUGUGAUUGAGGCCCAAUUCAGGGCCAAGUUCAAGUUCCUUGGCUGCCAGAGGAUCCACAUCUCCAAGAAGUGGGGAUUUGCUAUGUUUAAUGUGGAUGAAUUUGAAAUCAUGGUGGCAGAAAAGCAGCUCAUCCUGGAUGGCAAUGGGGUCAAAUACAUUCCUAAUUGUGGCCUCCUGGACAAUUGGGUACUCUGCCUACUGCCAGCUCUGACCUUGGGGCCCCGAGAAGGCGAGAAGAGUUCGCGGCGUGGCUGGGUUUUUAGUCUCACCAGGAGUCCUGCUUUCCUGGGGACAGGUCAGCAGCAGCUUGGCCCGUGCGCAUUCAGGGAAGAGCGCGCCUGCUCAGGAAGCUCUGAGCCAGACCGGCGGUGGAAGCGCCAAGCGGGCGGUGGAGGCGGCAGCCGGGCGACCCCAGGUCACACCCGCUGCCCGCAGGCCGCCCGCCGCGUCCGCGCCCCGGGAUUCCCGCGCUCAGUCGGUUCCCCGGGAGUCGCCAUAGCAACGAACGCCGGCUUCUGGACUCCGCAGGAGGCGCACGGCCGGGCGGCCACCUCCGCGGCUCCCAUGGAGAGCUGUGGCGACGCGCCUGAGACCGAGGAGUGCUGGAAGAUCAUCGAGAGCCUGGAGUCCACUAUUGAACAGUUCCGCUCCAGCCCCAGAUUUAACAUUUCAGAUGAUUUGAAGAUUGGCUUUUUCAUCACAGACCAUGCUACUCAAACAGAUUCCAGUGAGAUUUUGCAAUUACAGGAGUUGAGUUCAUCUACACAAAAGCUUGUGCAGGUUAUUAAAUCCCUUCAAGUGGAUUUUGGGUUCCUCAAGCAAUUGCUUCACCUGAAGUUUGAGGACCGUCUUAAAGAGGAAUCAUGCAGACUCUUCACUUCUCUACAUGACAGGAUCCUGACAGUUGAAAAACGUUACCAGCAGAAUGAGGACACCUUAAGAAAAUGCUACAAUCAGCAGCUGGCCGACGCCAUAGCUACUAUCAAAGGAAUGUACAAGCAGUUCUUUGAGGCGGAAGACAAGAAGACAUCUGUGCAGGACACAAUGACUGCCAGGCUGAAUCUCUUGUUAAGGAAACUGAAGGAGAAAGAAGAACUUAUUAAGGAAUUACGAGAAGAACUAGACCAAUUUGAAGAACACGGAUUUCAGAAAGUUGACUCUUUUAUCAAAGACACCUGCCCUCUAAGAGCAACUCUAGAAAGGGAAAAUUUGGAGUACAAAAUGGAAAAUGAGAGACUGCUUCAAGUCAUUUCAGAACUCGAAGAAGAAAUCAAACUCAAUCUAAAAGAAAAUUCAAUAUUAGAAGAUGAAAUUAUAAGUCUGAAAGAGACAGCCGAAAAGGAUCAUAAAACCAUUCAAAAGCUAAUUGGUGGUAGAGACAAAUUAAUAUAUGAGCUUGAGUUUGAAAAAUCAUUAGUUCAAGAAAUGGUUAAUAAACAGAAAGAAGACAUUGAAAUGAGAAAAAAGUUUGAUAUCAUAGGCAUCAAGAGUCCCAGAGCCAUCAAAGGAAAAGAAAUCACUUUGUCCCCAUGGCCCUCCCAGCCCAAGAGUGCAGGUGUUUUUAGGCCUCAGUCUUCUUCCAUCGCUUCACUGACUCCAAAAACCAAAAGAAUCAAGAGUCUAAAGAAGGCAGCAAAGGAAGAGCAGCCUAUGGUUAAACAUGUAAUACCUGCUGUGAUGCAUGGAGAAGAGGCAAGACUAUCAGUGGCUAAGAUCGAAGAAGAGAAACAUGCUUUGGAAGAGCAAGUAGAAAUAUUAAAGGCUAAGUUAGAGAGAGAGAGAAAGAAGUCAGAAAGGUUUAAGAAGGAAUUGGAUCAGAUAAGCAAAAACUGGGAAAAGAAAUUAUUAAUUCUCAGAAACAGCUUUCAUGUCCUUAAGAAUGAGAUGUUUACUCGGCACACGUUGUUUCGGCAGUUUGCGGUGCUUGCUGAUACAUCCUUCAAUUAUGUUAAAGUGAAACCUUUAUUUGUGCAGUCCAAAAUGAACUUGAUAGCAGAGUCAGCGUCUUCUGAAAGUAUUUUUCAGUCAGCUUCGAUAGACAACAAGGGGGCAGACAUAGUCAGUGAUCAGUUAUCCCUCCCACAUUCACCAAAAGUGAGGCUGUCGGAACCCCUGGAAGAAGACCUUUUGGAGAAGCCAUCCGUGCCCCAGAACACCCCAGCGGACGGUCUGGAUGCUCCUCCUGAGUAGCGUCACACAACACUGGGCCGAGCGGAGCUGGACCCCAGAAAAAGGGCCCUCCCCAUCCUGGCGCGAGGCCUGCCUCCCUCGCGAGGGAUACAGUCUCCAAGGCGCUUCUAAAUGAACCGCUCCGUCUCUCCAGAUGUCGUGCGCUCACUGGAGCACCGCCCUUGAGAAGGCGAAGGGCGCCCUCUGUGCACCUUCCCAGGCCCUCGGUCUCCCUAUACCACGAAGUCAAACCGAUCUGCUGUCUCCUCGUCUGCCAGCUGAUCCCCAUAGAGGCGAACAGUAAAACCCCCAAAGAGGGUUUCCGUUUCCUCUAAGCAGGUCCACUCUUAUCUUCCAUAGGCACGGGGCUCCUAGACGUAUCUUAAACGCCGAUAACAGCUCUUUAGUAAGUAUGGAAACUCUUUGGAGUUUUGCUUCCCGGUUAGUGUCUAGAUGAAGAUUCUUCUAAGUGUCGGUUCUUUACGGAAUGCCCAGGGCCGGUUCCUGCAAGUCCGGGUCGCUGUCUUCCGUGCGUAAAGGUCGACUCGGUCCUUUCCGGUCCCCUCACUGCAAGUCGGGCGCAGGCUGUAGCUCACUCUGAAGAUGGUAGGCACUGGAGUCCGGAUUUCUAAGGCUAUUGAUGAAAUCUCAAGAAAUAUAUUUGUGGUAGCUGUCACAUAAAGCUGAUCUACCCUGGUACAAAAGAAAGCGAGAGAGGCGAUUUAUUUGUGCGUAAAAGGCAGUGGGUUUAAUUGGAGAGAGAGACGUGUUACUUUCACCGCAAGUACAUGGGGUGGCAUGGCGGUGGAGCAUUAUUCGAGCUUCAUCUACUAUGCACUAUAUGCCACCGUCUCCAAAGGAGUGUUGCCCUAGAAACUUGUUUUAAAUCUGCUGCUAUAUAUCAACACCUUGUUUUAGCAGUCCUUGGCUGAAUUACAGUUACACAGUUUGGCGCUUCUUUCAAAUUUCCUCCCAUCAGUUUGGCUAAAGAAAGGAAUUUUUCUCCUUUAGAAAUGAAUUGGCUUAAUUAGUAAGUAGAUUAAUGGCAAUUGCUGGUGAGUUGGUUUCCAGCAGAGUUUCACCAGAGAGGGUUAA
Phacochoerus africanus (Common warthog) is the source of this 3300-nucleotide messenger RNA. It is a transcript of the gene C12H10orf67, whose product is annotated as chromosome 12 C10orf67 homolog. Gene Ontology annotation, biological process: translation. Lineage: Eukaryota; Metazoa; Chordata; Mammalia; Artiodactyla; Suidae. Gene Ontology annotation, molecular function: structural constituent of ribosome. The transcript has 20 exons. Bases 1 to 2226 code for a protein of 741 amino acids. The record is from RefSeq and is a predicted model, not a curated record. Gene Ontology annotation, cellular component: ribosome.